AUGCACCAUGGUGUUACCGAAACACAAAUCGAAGAAUACCUGAAAUUGCAAAGACAGCGAACAGAACCUACUAUAUCUCAACUUCCAUCACUGGUUGCCCUGGUACCAACGAAUUCAAAGCUUUCGGCCGCGCCAAAUCAGCCUCCUGUGGAUCACAAUUGUUCAACAGCAACGCCCUCUUAUUGGAAGUCGAACAACCGGCCGCAUGAAGUCGAAAGUAUUGAUGCCAUGUAUUUGCAUACAAAGCAAUUUUCACAGAGCUCUACGAAUAUCCUCAAUUGCCAAGAUUAUAACGGAGUUCGAGAAAGUGCGGUUAGCUCCGACCCUAUCGAGACCAUCUCACAACCAGAGCUCUCUGACCUAGAGUCUCCUGGUGGUAUCCAGGGUGUUGGCUGCUCCAUGCCGCAUGUGGGUGCAGCAAGGCUUGAAUAUAGUUCGCAAUCAAACGGCAUGGUGAAGAAUAUGUCGAUUUACGACAUACUGGACAGGUGA
Messenger RNA from Penicillium nucicola, 492 nucleotides. RefSeq lists its product as uncharacterized. The transcript has a single exon. The record is from RefSeq and is a predicted model, not a curated record. The coding region runs from base 1 to 492 and encodes 163 amino acids. Lineage: Eukaryota; Fungi; Ascomycota; Eurotiomycetes; Eurotiales; Aspergillaceae.